Messenger RNA from Chiloscyllium plagiosum (whitespotted bambooshark), 3187 nucleotides. It is a transcript of the gene rabl2, whose product is annotated as RAB, member of RAS oncogene family-like 2. NCBI's taxonomy places the organism in Eukaryota, Metazoa, Chordata, Chondrichthyes, Orectolobiformes, Hemiscylliidae. Gene Ontology annotation, molecular function: GTPase activity; GTP binding. The record is from RefSeq and is a predicted model, not a curated record.
AAGAGAGAGAGAGAUAGGAAGAGAAAUAGGGACAUAGAGUAAGAAACCUAGAAGAGGAGGGAGGGAGAGUGAGUAAUAGAAAAGGAGACGGAGUGAGGGAGAGAAAGAGCUAGAGAGACAGUGGGCUAAAGAGAAAGGGACACAGGCUUCAGCGUAGAGAGGGAAAAGAAAUAGGAAUAGAAGCAAAGGGAGAAAUUUGGAGCAAAAGGAAUACAGCUAGAGGGAUAGAGACAGAUAAGGCUUAGUUAUGAACAUAGAUUGGCAUUAAAAGAAGCUGAGGGAUAAUUAGCGAAGGGGUGGUGUAUAACAUGGUUGUAUACGUAGGUAGAGAUAUGAAGAGAAAGGGAACAUGUACAUAUUGGUAAACUUAGCGACAGAGCAAAACUGACAUGCUGUGAUUAUUUUUAUUUAUAUUUUUAUUAGGGCUAAGAGGUCUGAGAGAAAAUCUUAUGGACAGCAAAGUAAACUUAUAAAGGGAGUGAGGGGACAGAAAGAUAAAGGGGCAGUUAUAUUCAGAGUGUGAGUGUGAGACGUAGAAAUUGAGACACAGAAAGGUGCAGCCAGUUAGACAGCUAAGAACAAUUGAAAACUAUACAGAAGAAAUGGUGUGAGAUAUAAAAAUAAUGCUAUUACUAAAAGCACACUCACAAAGUGCAACAUUUUUUUAAAAAACCUGAUCAAGGGGCAGUUGGCAAAGACUGAGAUUACUGAGAAUCAGAGAGAAGGAGUUACCUGAGGCAGUGAUUUAAAAAUUAGACCCUUAGAAAGAAACUGACCUUCAGCUGACACAGUGAAGGCAUUCGUUAAUAGCAACAUCUGGGAGCAAAACACGUGUGAAAAGAUUUAGGGUGUGAGAAGUUUGGACAGAAAAGCAAAGAAACAGUGUCAGAGUGUAAGAGAAUCAAGACUUCUGUUAACGAUACAAAUACAGAGGGACAGAGCGAGAGAGAAACUAAUUCACGAAGGAAGUGCAAGGAUAGCCAGACCAAGAGAACAUAUUGUGACAGAUAGGUUAAGAGGAGGUGUCUGGAUCAUAGGACAGGAAGCGGAGUCUGAGAUUAAAAGACUGACGCAGAAUUGAAAUAUAGACGAACAGAAAAUAAUUAGGGACAGGGUAAGACUUAUUGAACUGAAUACUGUGAGACCAGUGGGAAGAUGAAUAAAGAGGCGUUCAGCACUGAAGUAAUCAGUCUAUUUUAGAAAUAAAACACUGGUCAGGAGUUAAUGUUGGGCUUAAAUUGGGGAUAGUUUGGCUUUUUGAAUAAUACACGAAAAGAACAGUGACCCAAGGAAGGAUAUAAGAAGAGAGAGUGGGAGAAUUGGUAAUUGUUAUAUGCAGAUUAGUCGGCAGGUUAGGGGCAGAGUGGGAGUUCUAGAGUGUGUAGAGUGCUUGCAGGAGCAGCAGGCACACUCAGCCAGCAAUUUGUGGAGAAGAUCAAGUGCAGUCACUUGAAGCUGUGACAUUUUUGGCGAGAAUAUGGCCACAGAGAGUAGUAGUCUCUCUGACCUGAACCAAGAUAAGUACGAUGGCGAUGAACACAUCAAAAUUAUCUGUCUGGGUGACAGUGCCGUUGGAAAGUCCAAGUUAAUGGAAAGGUUCCUGAUGGAUGGAUAUCGCCCUCAGCAGUUGUCCACUUAUGCGCUCACACUGUACAAGUACACCACCACUGUCAAUGACAAGACUGUUCUCGUGGAUUUCUGGGAUACAGCAGGCCAAGAACGUUUUCAGAGUAUGCACCCAUCUUAUUACCAUAAGGCACAUGCUUGUAUAAUGGUGUUUGAUGUCCAGCGGAAGAUAACUUACAAAAACCUGACUAAUUGGUACACAGAGCUGAGGGAGUCUCGGCCAGAAAUCCCCUGUGUAGUUGUUGCUAACAAAAUAGACGCUGAUCUGAAAAUCACACAGAAAAGCUUCAACUUCGCCAAGAAACAGGGGCUACCCUUUUAUUUUGUGUCAGCGGCAGAUGGUACCAAUGUUGUCAAGCUGUUUCGGGACACAAUAAAGCUAGCGGUGUCAUACAAACAGAACACCAAUGAUUUCAUGGAUGAAGUCAUGCGGGAGCUGGAGAACUUUGACUUGGAAGCAAAGGAAGAUAUUGCUGCCAAAGAUGAUGACAAAUCAAAAAAUGAGAAAACCCAAUCACCAUGAUGAUGUUUGCCAAGGAGAGGAGCCUUAAUAUUGGAGUGAAGGCUCUGAUGCACUCUGUUCUACAUUGUGGGAAGGAACUCAUCUCUGAACUUUCAUCUUCUAACAUUCACCGCAACACACUGAAUAAGGAAGCUACUUCAUAGCAUGGCUGAUUUAUAAGUGUGAUGGCAAAUUCAUUUCCUGGCCUGCGGAGGACUUUAUUCUCCCUUAUUCUCCUCACUCAAGCUGCUCAACUAUUUAAACAAAAAGAAACUGGAGCACAAACAGCAAUUGUACAGAUGUUGGGUAGGGUGGGAGUGGUGUGAGAGCAGCACAAUGUCUUGCAGCUCUGCUGUUUAUAUCCCAUGACAUGCCUGUAUCAACCCUCUUUGCCUCUGAGUAGCAAUGUGCAAGAAUUGUUCCCUAUCCCCAAGGUCUGUUGUUCUAGAGAUCUUCCACUGCACUUGAAAAUGUGUCUGUUGUGUGACCCUCUUGGCUUGACCCCUCUUCAUGGGGCUUUUUAAAAAAUAUUGUGGAGUUGCUGUCAUCAGUGCUGGGUGAGAAAGAAAUCAUGUGGUUUGGAGUCCUCUGGGCCACAGGAUGGGAUAAAAUACCUGUUGGUGUGGUACUGGCUGUUCCAAGCUACUGAUUCAGAUCACCUUUGCCAAGCCUCUGUACCAUUGGUGUAUCAUUGAACUAUGAAGGGGAGAAGAAACUGGAGUUCCUGCUCUUAAUUAUUACCCACUGUCUCCUGUUGAAAAGUCAAAGUGUGUUUGGAUUCAUGAAAAUAUAAUGUAAUGUCAGAUUAGCUUGGGCUGCCAUCCUCUGGACAGAGGUGCAGCUUGCCCGCAAGCAGUCCCUGAGCCCUUUAUGCAAGGGAAUACAGGGAGAGCAAAACUCAUAGAAUCCAUACCCAGGGAGGAGUCAGCAUCUUCAGAGGGUGGGAAAGUUCAAUGCUACGUUUAUGUUUUUACGCUUGAUGGACUUUUUAGUGCUCAUCUCUACUUAUUGUAUAUCAACUCAGUGUGGCAUUAAUUAAAAACAAUUCAAAUGCUCUCA